Molecule: messenger RNA, 755 nt
Organism: Carassius carassius (crucian carp)
Lineage: Eukaryota; Metazoa; Chordata; Actinopteri; Cypriniformes; Cyprinidae
Gene: prdx1
Product: peroxiredoxin 1
Exons: 6
Coding region: 138-737 (199 amino acids)
Biological process (GO): hydrogen peroxide catabolic process; leukocyte activation; cell redox homeostasis
Cellular component (GO): cytosol
Molecular function (GO): thioredoxin peroxidase activity
Source: RefSeq, a predicted model, not a curated record
CAUUAACUUCUUGAGGCUGUGGAUCUCGCGUAGUAUCGCGAUAUUUGAGCAGGACCUAUUUGAUUUAAACAGAGCAGUGCCGUCAGUUCACACUCGUUCAUUUGACAGAGAGACAUCGAUUACACUUGAAGCAGAAAAUGGCAGCUGGAAAUGCACACAUUGGCAAGCCUGCUCCAGGUUUCACAGCCAAAGCUGUGAUGCCAGAUGGACAGUUUAAAGAUCUCAGUUUGUCUGACUACAAAGGGAAGUAUGUCGUGUUAUUCUUCUAUCCACUGGAUUUCACCUUCGUCUGCCCCACCGAGAUCAUCGCCUUCAGUGAUGCAGUCGAGGAGUUCAGGAAGAUCAACUGUGAGGUCAUCGGUGCCUCUGUUGAUUCCCACUUCUGUCAUCUUGCCUGGAUAAACACCCCUCGGAAACAAGGCGGUUUAGGGCACAUGAAAGUCCCCCUGGUGGCAGAUUCCCUCCGCUCCAUAUCUCAAGACUAUGGUGUACUGAAGGAAGAUGAGGGUAUUGCAUACAGAGGACUUUUCAUCAUUGAUGACAAGGGCAUUCUGAGGCAGAUAACCAUCAAUGAUCUGCCAGUGGGCCGCUCCAUUGAUGAAACCCUGCGCUUGGUGCAGGCCUUUCAGUUCACCGACAAACAUGGAGAAGUUUGCCCAGCCGGAUGGAAGCCCGGAAAAGACACAAUUAAGCCGGACGUCCAGCAGAGCAAAGAUUACUUCUCCAAACAACAUUAAAAAAUACACUAGACUGUG